GAAUGGUGCGUUUUCACCUUAUCUGAAGUGAUCUUUAGCAUCCCAGAUAAACCAGAAAGUACACCUGCUAUGUCCAUAUUGGAAGGAGAGGACUGCGGACUUACCAGUUUGACUUACAGAUCAAGUUCACCCUUCUCUCCGUCGUCACAGGACGAUGAACAUGCUAUCCCCUCAAGAAUCUCACAAGCGGAGAAGUUUACGAGGUUUAAGAAGUACUUGGAGUACAGAAACAUUGCACCUGCUGCGAUGCGAUAUGAUGACAGCGAUAGUACAGAUCCAGAUCUGUUCUAUGAUCUGCAGGUGUUGUCGAAGAAGAGAGAUACACGAUACGUACAGAGACCGUUUGCGUUUAGUGCGAAGGAAGACGUUACCGUAAGUGAAGGUGCCCUUAAUUCUUACCAAGCCUAUGAUGUACAUCGAGAGCAGUACCUUGAACCCUACGAAGCAGAAGGUGGUCUGGCAUCACGGUAUGAUGAUUCGAUGGAACUGCGCUCUAUAAAGGUGAUUCAAAUACCCACAAUGGGUAACUUCGUUGAAUGCAAGGGUAACUUGGUUGAAUGUUACGGUAAUUGGUUACUGAUAGGUUCUGGUUCCCAUCUAACGCUAUUGAAGAAUGAAAACAUCAUCAAAGUUCAUGAUUUGAGACCUCGCAUGACCACCGUUACCCAUAUUCAAAAUGCGACAUGGCAGGUAAAUCCACAUACUUUGAAUCUGGUCAAAGUUGUUAAGCUUAUGGGAGAGGAUAUGCUCAUAUGUUGUUUAGACGAUGGCCGAGUUUUACUCUACGAGCUAAAAGCACUGAACUUGUAUUCAGAGUUAUCACAACCGUUGUUUGAGAUAGCAAUGGAGUCUUCAGUUUGGGGAGCUGAUGCGCAGGACAAUGUUCUUGUGAUGUCGGAUAAUAGCCAUAAGGUAACGCUUGUUUAUUUCUGCAAAACUGAGAGGAAAGUUAUAUGUGCUGGACAGUCUACUGAAUUCAGCUCUAAUAUUCCAGAUGUCUCUAUCAUCAAAUCUGAAAUAGAUAGCGUGACUGUUUCGCUUGUUAAUAUUGAUGGAGAGUUCCUCGUCAUCAAUUUCGACCUAAAUACUGAAUUAAUCGAAAGUGAGAUCUUGGAGGGUGACUUGGCCAAUCCAAUCACUUUACACCAGCUGCUGGGUAGAGCAGAGGACUCUAUACUAUGUACAGUACGGUUUCGUACCAAAGUUGACGAACAAGGUUGGACCGUUAACACCGUCGAUGCGGACUGUUUCCUAGAGGUGAACAAUCCGGGGUAUUUAGGAGCUUAUGACAUUGACACUGUUGAAGUGAUGAAGUGCUCGGAGAUCCUAGGGUUAAGUGAGAACUAUAUGGUUUCCUCCAAUCUUGGUGGGGCUUCAAACUUUGUAUGUCUUGACACCAUUGCACAAUUCGCUGAGAAGCCAGAUUCUCGUUCGAGGAGUACUCUCAACUCUGUGACCGAUAAGGUGAGCCGUAUCAAGAAGGCGUACUACGACAUGGAGCUGGGUCCUCACACAACUGAGAGUGGAGGACUUAAUAGCCUAGACGGCAAAUUCCUCCUCCUCACUACAGAGACAAAAUGUGCACUGUUCCGAGCAGACAGACUCAUUUGCAAUGCCACUACACAGGAGGUGUUCGAUUUAGUUACAGAUGAAUAUGCAGAGUACGCCAACAGAAUCUCCAUUGUCCGGGUGAUUCCAAAGAUCAAUGCGUACAUCGCUGUUUCACAAGCUGGAAUCGUAUCCAUUGGCAGAUUUGUCAAGCACCGCGGGAUCCAUUCCAUCAGAGAGGAGCAUGCCUGGAGAUGUCCUAAGGGGCCCAACACCAGAGACGAUGAAGCACGGACCGUUGCUGGGGUUGCGCUUCGGGAAAUUGGGCAAUCAGUCUACCAAAUUUACCUGGUUUUCUCUGACGGGGAAGCACAUCUCUUCGACUUGAGAACGGCAGACUGUGACGACACCAACCUGUCGAAUUUCUUAAUAUGACUCUACACCCGUAUAUACAGAGCUCUUUAGACCAAUAAACGAAACCCGGAUAGU
Williopsis jadinii is the source of this 2037-nucleotide messenger RNA. RefSeq names its product Crt10p (gene CRT10). The coding region runs from base 70 to 1983 and encodes 637 amino acids. The record is from RefSeq and is a predicted model, not a curated record. Lineage: Eukaryota; Fungi; Ascomycota; Saccharomycetes; Phaffomycetales; Wickerhamomycetaceae. The transcript has a single exon.